AAUGCUCUAAGCUCUCCGCAAAAAGUCCAGUUAAGGACAACUCUGCUUCUCCAUAAUCUGCCACGGCAACAUCUGGGAGCAGUGACAAGGGCUCACGCUGCCAUCCCGAAACAGUUGCAUUUUCCAUCGACACGUUCCGUCGACUGUUCAUCUUGCCAUCGCCGGUCUGGGAUCGUUCAUGGCAAGCGCUCCGUGGCCCUAAUCUGGUCGCCUCACAAGGGCGUCUCCCCGAUAUAACGCCCUUGCCAUUAUCGCUCAUUUCAACAUGCGAUUCCUUCGCGCAGCAGCGCUUGCAGCGUUCUGUUAUACAGCAACGGCCGAUCUACUUCCUCGGACAUAUGAUACCCACGACUUUAUAGCUCUGCAUCUCGAUUCUUCAGUCUCCCCCGAACAUAUCGCGCGCGUGCUCGGUGCCCGUCACGAGGGCCAGAUUGGUGAAUUAGACGGCCAUCAUCGAUUCUCACUACCCAAGGAGAAAAGCACAGAGACAGAUGCACUACUGGAGGAUCUCCGACAGAGAAGGAUACAACGUCGACGGUCGCUCGACAAUGGUGCAGCUUUGGCUAAGAGGAACGACGGUCUGGAUGGGGUUCUCUGGUCCCAGAAGCUGGCGUUGAAGCAGCGCCUGCAGAAGAGGAUACCGCCUCCUCUGGAGCGCCGUGGCCCCUCUGUUCGGGUUGAGAGAAGUGCGCAGGCGGAUCCCAUUGCCCUUCAGACUCAGAGAGAUAUCGCCACUACUCUCGGGAUCACUGACCCCAUCUUUCAGGAUCAGUGGCAUCUCUACAAUCCUGUCCAGCUUGGCCACGAUCUCAAUGUCACCGGAGUCUGGCUCGAGGGCGUAACGGGACAAGGAGUCACCACGGCGAUCGUUGACGAUGGCUUGGACAUGUACAGCGACGACCUCAGACCCAACUACUAUCCUGGAGGUUCGUGGGACUACAAUGAUGGCACCAACGAACCGAGACCUAGACUCUUGGAUGACAAGCAUGGCACCAGGUGUGCGGGAGAAGUGGCUGCAGCCAAGAAUAAUGUGUGUGGAGUCGGAAUGGCGUACGACAGCAAGGUGGCCGGAAUCCGCAUUCUGUCUAAACCCAUCAGCGAUGCGGAUGAGGCAGCUGCUGUCAACUACGGCUAUCAGAGCAAUGACAUCUACUCCUGCUCCUGGGGCCCGCCCGACGACGGCCAAACGAUGGACGCGCCGGGAAUACUGAUCAAGAAAGCUAUGGUCAAUGGAGUUCAGCAAGGCCGUCAUGGGAAAGGUUCUAUCUUCGUCUUCGCUGCUGGUAACGGUGCGGCCAGUGAUGAUAAUUGCAACUUUGAUGGUUACACAAACAGUAUCUACAGUAUCACGGUGGGCGCCAUCGACAGAGAAGGCAAUCAUCCCAGCUAUUCCGAAUCAUGCUCUGCCCAGCUGGUAGUCGCGUACAGCAGUGGCGGCGGUGAUGCUAUUCACACUACGGAUGUCGGCGCGUCUAAGUGCUCUGUCACCCACGGCGGCACUUCAGCUGCUGGUCCGUUGGCAGCUGGUGCUGCGGCUCUGGCCCUGAGCGUCCGGCCUGACUUGACGUGGCGUGACAUGCAGUAUCUGCUGCUGGAGACGGCCGUUCCUAUCCAUGAGGACGAUCAGGGCUGGCAGGUAACCAAAAUUGGGAAGAAGUUCAGCCACGAAUGGGGAUACGGCAAGGUCGACACAUAUGCCUUGAUCCAGAAAGCGAGGGAUUGGCAGUUGGUCAAACCGCAAGCCUGGUACCACUCUCCCUGGUUGAGAGUGGAGCACGAAAUCCCGCAAGGCGAACAGGGCCUUGUUAGUUCUUUCGAGAUCACGGAGGAUGUCAUCACGAAGGCCAACAUUGGAAGACUCGAGCAUGUCACUGUGACCAUGAACGUCAACCACACCCGUCGUGGAGACCUCAGCGUUGAGCUGCAUAGCCCCGAGGGUAUUGUUAGCCACCUGAGUACGCCUCGGAGACUCGAUAGUGCCAGCGUCGGUUAUGUCGACUGGACUUUUAUGUCUGUUGCUCACUGGGGAGAAUCUGGCAUCGGCCGCUGGUCUGUGAUUGUUAAAGACACGAAUGUUAAUGAAUUCACUGGUGUUUUUGUAGACUGGAGAAUCAAUCUCUGGGGAGAAGCUCGUGAUGAAUCGAACCAGCCACUUCAUCCUCUUCCAGACGAGCAUGACGACGAUCAUAAUAUCGAGGAUGCGGUCGUGGCAACGACAACUGUUGAUCCGGUCACGCAGCCGACUGAGCCGCCUAGUCUUCCUACGGAUCACGUUGACCGUCCGGUGAAUGCGAAGCCUUCGUCUGUUGAGGCAGUGCCGACAACUACUGCAGCCCCCGACUCAGCCGCGACGCCCACUGAGACUGUAUCGGAUAGCUUCCUGCCGUCUUUCUUCCCAACAUUUGGAGCUUCCAAACGCACGCAGGUCUGGAUAUACGCCUCCCUGGGAUUGAUCGUCAUCUUCUGCGCCGCUCUAGGCACCUAUUUCUACGUCCAGCGACGAAAGCGUCUCCGCAACAACCCUCGGGAUGACUAUGAGUUCGAAAUGAUCGAGGAGGAUGAUGAUAACCAAGCGCUGACCGGAGGAUCUGGUGCUAAGAGACGUCGCGGCGGCGAGCUGUAUAAUGCGUUCGCUGGCGAGAGUGACGAGGAACUGCUAAGCGACGAUGGGGAUGAAGGGCCAUACCGAGACCGUACCGCCAGCGAUGAGGAUCUCGACGAAAAGCACAAAGCAGGUCCCGAAAGGACAUGAGGAAUAUUUUGUCUGUCAUUUGUAUUGUAGCGGCAUUCCUCUAUGGAUUCUCCCUUUUUGGUUUUGUCUCAUUCGUCUAUUGAUCGAGAUUCCCGGCGUAUAUCUAGUGCAUCAAUACGGUUUCUAAGGAAAACCGGCCAAUCUAUAUAUAUUAUAGACUUAAUCUUAUAGAACUAGUAGCCAUGUCAAAUAUUGGAGUUUCGGUCCUCCGUAGCUUUCUUGGUGAUCAG
Molecule: messenger RNA, 2982 nt
Organism: Paecilomyces variotii
Lineage: Eukaryota; Fungi; Ascomycota; Eurotiomycetes; Eurotiales; Thermoascaceae
Product: pheromone processing endoprotease Kex2
Exons: 2
Coding region: 266-2752 (828 amino acids)
Biological process (GO): protein processing
Cellular component (GO): trans-Golgi network; Golgi membrane
Molecular function (GO): serine-type endopeptidase activity
Source: RefSeq, a predicted model, not a curated record